GUUUCAUCUUAGCUGAAGAUAUAUACAAUUUGUUGAUCCAGUUUUAAUUAAGUUGUUCCGGUUUUGAUAAGAACAAAGCAAGGUGAAAGAUGGAAGGUGAUACUCAUGAUGCUAAAAAGAAUGUAGAUCAACUAAUGAAUGUGAGCCCUUCAAGCCUACACGACUUAUCAAAGCCGAGAAACUUGUUACGCAAGAAAAGUGGACGAUGCUUAGCGGUUUUGAGCAGCGGGAAGUGUUUACGGAUAUUCAAAAACAGUCCCAAAGUAUCAUGUAGUGACGAGUUCUCUACUUCUUCUCCAAGUCGUUUCUUGAGGAAACUAGGAGCAGACUAUGAUGCUGACCAAUCUCGGAAGGUAAUCUCUUUACCUAGCAACAACUCCUCGUCUCCGUCUACAGACGUUUCUCAAGGAACCGUUGAGAUCACUAUGAGAGCCAAUGGGAUGCCUCGUUUUGUUUUUAAAUUGGAUAAUCAAAAAGAUGUUUACGUGGCAAGCUUAAGCAGCAAUGCUGAUGAGUAUUUGUAUAUGAUUCAUCUUCAAAGAGAAGAAUCAUCAUCAUCACCAUCGCUGCUAGUUGGUAGAAUAAAGGUAUCGACGUUGUCCUCAAGUACAUUGUUGAAUGAGAGGUUCAUAGAGAGAAACUUUGUUCUGUUCAGUAACAAUGGUGAGCACUUGAAGAUCCCUUGUCAAAAGAGAAACAGAGGAGUGUCUAAAAAGGUAGUUGAUGUGAUGAAGAAGAACACUGAGAAGUUGGAACAGCCAAAUUUUGUUCAAGAGCAGGUGAAUCUAUUGGAAAACAACCCUCCAACAAAUCUUGAAACGUUAGCUAUUGUUGUGAAACAAGAGUUUCUUGAAGAAGAGGAGGAAACAGGGGGGUGGGGAUUGAAGUUCUUGAGGAAAUCUUCGUUGGUACGAACUGAAAGUGGAAGUUUAAGGUAUAAGACAAGUGUGGAUGUUGUAAUACCAGCAGGGAGUCAUGGAGGGCCUGAAGAUGGACCAUCGAGUUUGAUAGAGAGGUGGAAAUCUCAAGGAAACUGUGACUGUGGAGGAUGGGACUUGGGUUGUUACUUAACCCUUCUUAGUGGCAAACCAAGAGAAGAUAAUCUCUUGGAGCUAUUAGUAGAGGGAUCAAAACAUGAGACGACUGUACUAAGGAUUGAGAAGCUUCAACAAGGACAUUACUUUGUUCAAUUCCAAACAGCAUGGCUAUCUGUUUUGCAAUCUUUCUCGAUUGCUAUAGCAUUAUUACAUAGUCAGAACAACGAGCUACGAAAGAUAUAAUCAUCAUUAUUAUUGUAUAAUUAUUUUCUGCUUUUAGCAUUAAAUUAAGGCAAAAAAGUAAAAACCAUUGAUUAAUGAUGUCUGAACAACCAAACCAUUUGAAUGUCGCACAUAUUGUCAGAAAAUAAAAUAAAACAAUCUACCAAAAUUAUCAAAUCUCUUUUGAAAGAUAACCAAACGCCAGCCAAACCGAUUAGCGAUUGAUUUGAUCUUUUAAGAUUAGACAAUGGCAUUGGCAGCACUAGCAAUUCUUGGCCAGAGAUCAGCGCACUCUUUACCAAUAGGACCAGUGAUCGCAGAACCUUUCAUUUCUCCCUUGGGGUUCACGAUGACUCCAGCAUUAUCU
Messenger RNA from Eruca vesicaria subsp. sativa (arugula), 1626 nucleotides. NCBI's taxonomy places the organism in Eukaryota, Viridiplantae, Streptophyta, Magnoliopsida, Brassicales, Brassicaceae. The record is from the annotation of a GenBank genome assembly.